Myripristis murdjan (pinecone soldierfish) is the source of this 1248-nucleotide messenger RNA. RefSeq names its product hepatocyte nuclear factor 3-beta-like. The coding region runs from base 4 to 1248 and encodes 414 amino acids. Gene Ontology annotation, biological process: regulation of transcription by RNA polymerase II; cell differentiation; anatomical structure morphogenesis. Gene Ontology annotation, molecular function: protein domain specific binding; DNA-binding transcription factor activity, RNA polymerase II-specific; transcription factor binding. The record is from RefSeq and is a predicted model, not a curated record. NCBI's taxonomy places the organism in Eukaryota, Metazoa, Chordata, Actinopteri, Holocentriformes, Holocentridae. The transcript has 2 exons.
ACGAUGCUGAGCGCCGUUAAAAUGGAGGGUCACGACCACUCAGACUGGAGCAGCUACUACGCAGAGCCCGAGUGUUUCACCACAGCGGCCAACAUGAACUCCGGUCUGGGCAUGAACUCCAUGAGCUGCUACAUGAGCGCGCCUGGUAUGACCAGUACGGGCCACAUGACCGCGCCCUACGUGAACCCGGGUGGGGUCAACCACUCCAUGUCUGCCGGGAUGUCGCCGAGCCCCGGGGCCAUGCACGGCGGAAUGGGAGCCGGGGUGGGAGCUGGGAUGGCGGGCAUGGGCGCCGCGCUGCCCCCGAGCAUGAGCUCCAUCAGCCCGCCGCCGCCGGCCGUGAACGCCAUGGCGCCGUACGGCAACAUGGCCGUGAUGAGCCCGGUGUACGGACAGGGCAACAUCCGGUCCCGGGACCCCAAGACGUACCGGCGGAGCUACACUCACGCCAAGCCGCCAUACUCCUACAUCUCCCUCAUCACCAUGGCAAUACAGCAGUCGACAAGCAAGAUGCUGACCUUAAACGAGAUCUACCAGUGGAUCAUGGACCUGUUCCCGUUUUACCGGCAGAACCAGCAGCGGUGGCAGAACUCCAUCCGCCACUCGCUCUCCUUCAACGACUGCUUCCUCAAGGUGCCCCGGUCCCCGGACAAACCGGGGAAAGGCUCCUUCUGGACGCUGCACCCGGACUCGGGGAAUAUGUUUGAGAACGGCUGCUACCUGCGGCGCCAGAAGCGGUUCAAGUGCGACAAGAGACCCGGCGGUAGGGAGGCGCACCAGUCGGCGGGGAAGCCGGGGUCAGAGGCCUCGGACGCGGACUCUCCGCAUUCCUCCAGCGCUUCCUCCGGGAAAGACGAGAAGAGGCCCGGGGCGGAGCCGGGGAAACCUGCCCGGGCCCCGGCCCCGGCCCCGAGCCCACCGCGCGUCCCCUCUCCUCUGGCGCAGACCCAGCACCUGUUCUCCCACCACCACCCGCUGCUGCUGCAUGAGGCCGCCCACUUUAAACCAGACCACCACCACCACCACCACCACUACUCCUUCAACCACCCGUUCUCCAUCAACAACCUGAUGUCCGAGCAGCAGCACCAUAAAAUGGACCAGGUGGUGCAGUACGGAGGCUACGGCGGCCCGGUGUCCGGUGCGCUGUCUCUGGGGUCGAUGACAGCUAAAACCGGCCUGGAUCCCACUCACGCCGACACCAACUACUACCACGGUGUCUACUCCCGGCCGCUUAUGAACUCCUCUUGA